This is a messenger RNA of Heterobasidion irregulare TC 32-1, 1407 nucleotides long. RefSeq lists its product as uncharacterized. Gene Ontology annotation, molecular function: peptidyl-prolyl cis-trans isomerase activity; macrolide binding. The transcript is spliced from 9 exons. NCBI's taxonomy places the organism in Eukaryota, Fungi, Basidiomycota, Agaricomycetes, Russulales, Bondarzewiaceae. The record is from RefSeq and is a predicted model, not a curated record. Gene Ontology annotation, cellular component: nucleolus; chromatin. Bases 67 to 1212 code for a protein of 381 amino acids.
AGUGCGAGUUCACGUUCAAACUUGCACCCCCCCAAAACCGCGUCAUUUUUCUCUUCUGACAUUAAAAUGGUCAUUUCUGUUGCAGUUUGGAGUAUCGCCGUUCGUCCUGGCGAGCGUGAGUCCGUUAUCCCCCAGGGAGACCUUAGAAUAACGAACGUCGCGCUCGGUGAUGAAUUAUUGGACAAAUCCGGACGUACAACUGUCAAGUUCACCUAUCUUCGGCCUGUCAAUGUCGAGGAUUCCGACGAGGACGACGAAGAGACGGAGAUUGAGGGUGCUGAGGCUACAACUGUCUUAUGCUCUCUGAUUCCUGGCACAAUUGAACAAGCCACCGUUGACGUCACCCUCGAAGCGGACGAAGAGUUUUUGUUCGAAGUUGUUGGGAAAAACACUGUCUAUCUCACAGGAAAUUACAUUGAUCAAUCCCCUGAUAAUGUCCCGUUUAAUGAUGAUUCUGAGAUGGAAGAUGAAGACGAGUUCGACCUUCGCGAUGUCAGCUCGGACGUAGAGUUGAAUCCCGACGAAUUGGACAUUCCCAGCGAUGACGACGCCGAUCGGUUUGAAGAAGUACACGAUGAUGCAGACGCACCGAAAUCACUGAAGCGUCCUCGUGCUUCAGACGUGAUCGAGGCUGACGAGCCAGCUGAAGGCAAAUUAUCGAAGGCUCAACAGAAGAAAGCGAACAAGAAGCUAAAGGCGGAGUCGGGUGCUGCCGUUCCCUCUGGGUCGAACACAAAAGCUGAGGCCAAAGCGAGUGAAGAUGCCAAGAAAGACAAAAAAGAAAAGGAGAAAAAGGAGAAGAAGGAGAAGAAGGAGAAGGUUGACGGUAAAGGCGUUGAGAAAGAUGUCGAGAAAGCAGCAAGUGAGGGCGCCAGUGCCAUGAAAGAGCUCCCGGGCGGCUUGAAAGUAAAGGAUGUGAAGACUGGCACAGGCCCACAGGCGAAGAAAGGACAGACAGUUCACAUGCGGUACAUUGGUAAAUUGCAGAAUGGGAAGACUUUUGACUCAAAUACAAAGGGCAAACCGUUCUCUUUCCAAUUGGGACAAGGUCAAGUCAUCAAGGGCUGGGACAUGGGUAUUCAGGGCAUGCAGGUUGGCGGUGAGCGCCUACUGAUCAUUCCACCUAACCUUGGCUAUGGCAAAACCAAGAAUGGGCCCAUUCCCGCGAAUUCUACCCUGACGUUUGAAUGCAAGCUCGUUGACCUGAAAUAGAUUCGCAUAAAAGCAAUCACCAUGCUCUCUUUUUGACCUGCGUUGGCCGCGCAUUGUAUCGCAUCGAUGUCUAUGACUCUUAUCAUGCGUGUCAUCGGUUCCUCGGUGAUGCAUGUAAAAUGUAUAUAUAUGUGACGUCAAAAGUAGAUGAACAUAAUGCAUAUCCAUAUGCUUAAGUUCUCAAUUGAGCAACUC